Lampris incognitus (smalleye Pacific opah) is the source of this 1660-nucleotide messenger RNA. It is a transcript of the gene mmp28, whose product is annotated as matrix metallopeptidase 28. Lineage: Eukaryota; Metazoa; Chordata; Actinopteri; Lampriformes; Lampridae. Gene Ontology annotation, cellular component: extracellular matrix. The transcript has 8 exons. Gene Ontology annotation, molecular function: zinc ion binding; metalloendopeptidase activity. Bases 15 to 1577 code for a protein of 520 amino acids. Gene Ontology annotation, biological process: proteolysis; collagen catabolic process; extracellular matrix organization. The record is from RefSeq and is a predicted model, not a curated record.
GUCGCUGCGGCGCCAUGAGUCCUCCGGAGCGGGCGGCGUGGCUCCUGCUGCUCACCGCGCUGACCGUCCACCAACCUGCGGCUUGUUCGGCGGCCGGGCGACAGGGACACGACCCCCCCCAGAUUUAUCUGGAAAAAUAUGGCUACCUGCAUCAGGACAACCACAUCCACAGCACAGCCGAGGUGCAGUCAGCCAUUCGGGAGUUCCAGUGGCUGUCCCGCUUGCCCGUCACGGGCAGACUCGACAGCGCCACCCUGAGGCAGAUGGCGGAGCCACGUUGCGGGGUAACAGAUGAAGGCAGUCACCAGGUGUGGACCCAGAGGGUGGAAGCUAUCUUCACCGGGAGAGGAGCACCUGUCCGCCGACCACAUCUCCGAAAGAAACGCUCUGCACAAGGUGAGAAGUGGUACAAGCGCCACCUGACCUAUCAGAUAGUGAACUGGCCUCGCCACCUGUCCCCGGCUCCUGUACGGCUGGCGGUGCGUGCCGCCUUCCAGCUGUGGAGCAAUGUGUCGGGCCUGGUCUUCCAGGAGGUCCCUGAGGGCCACGCAGACAUCCGGCUGGCCUUUUACGAGGGAGACCACAACGACGGGGCCAGCAACGCCUUCGAUGGACCAGGAGGAACAUUGGCCCAUGCCUUCCUCCCCCGCCGGGGAGAAGCCCACUUCGACAUGGCAGAGAGGUGGACCCUUAAUGGGCACAAGGGACACAACCUGUUCAUGGUGACCGCCCAUGAGAUCGGACACACCCUGGGAUUGGAGCACUCUCCUGUCCGUCACGCCCUCAUGUCGCCGUACUACAGGAAGCUGGGCCGCAAACUGGUGCUGAGCUGGGACGACGUCACCGCAGUGCAGCAGCUCUAUGGUAAGCCGGCGGGGGGGCGGCCGGUGCGGCUGGCCGGCCAGGUGUUCCGCUCUGCGCUGCAGGAAUGGGAGCAAACAGCCGCCUCCGUGGGGGAUAACGACACGUCCCGGCCCGAGUACUGCCAGGGCAUCUUUGACGCCAUCACCGUGGACCAGAAUGAGACGGUGCUGGUGUUCCGUGGCAGCAUGUACUGGACGGUGUCGGCUGAGGGGAACGUGAGUGUGCCGCUCCCUCUCCGUCAGCGCUGGUCACACCUCCCCCCAGCCAUCGAGGCCGCAGCCUUCUCACCGCAGGACUCCAAGUGGUACUUUUUUAAAGGUAAGCGGCUGUGGCGCUACUCUGGCAGCCUGCUGGACCCAGGGUUCCCCCGGAGGAGCAGUGAGCUGGGGCUCCCCCAGCAUCCCGACUGUGCUUUCUAUUACGCCCCUCUCGGCCACAUGGUCCUCCUCAAGGGCUCCCGCUACUCUGUCCUGAACCUCAGAACGCUGCACUCGGAGCCCUACUACCCCCGAAAGCUGACAGACUGGAGUGGUGUGCCACAGGGGACAAACGGGGCGCUGACCCGUCCAGACGGCUGCCUCUACCUGUUCAGGGAGCAGCGGUUCUGGAGAUUUGACCCAGUUAAGGUGCGGGUCACAAGAGAAGGCCAUUGGGCCCAAGAUCUGAGCUGGACUGGUUGCAGGAACUCUCCCAUAAGCAAUAUCAUUCUUUGACCUACAGGUUGAGCCUGUGAGCUUUAGGCAAAGUGCAAUUAAAUAUUUGUUGAUAUGUACUGUAACAUAAAAACGGGUUCAAA